CCCAAAAUAUCAGUCAAAAAUUGAUUUUGUUUGAAAAUAUUAUUAAUUUCUUUAAAAAUAGUUUGAACUAUACUCUUUCAAACCAGCAGAUUUAAUUUACCAGCAGAGUUAGCUGCAACUGAAAUUUAGGGGAUCAAAAUUUAGCACCUGAGCCAAAUUUCCUUAGUAACGCCCUUAGCAACGUGAAAACUGCAUUUUAUUACCCCGAAUUUCCCCCACCAGUCGCAGAACGAGCUGUCAAUUGAAGUGAAUCGUUCAAUGAAGUGGCUAAGUCCAAGAGAGGCAGAUUAGUGCGUUUUAAAUGAAGUACUAGACUCAUCUUUAGUACGUUUGUUUCUCGUGUUUCUCUCUCGUUGCGUUUCUAAACAAAUUUUAAAAUAUAACCAUGGGAAACCUCAAGAACAGAGCAAGGACAACAUCCAGAAAGCGAAAAAGAAAUCAAACUGAAGUAGAGACGGCAAAAGAAGCAAAGUUGGUAAAGGAGAUAGGAUCGCUGGAAGAAGCACCGCCAUGUUCGACUCCUGAAUUUGCAGUGGGCCUAACCCCGGUUGUCAGUUCCGUUCCUGUUUUGCCAAGACAAAAUGUAAGCAGUUCAUCAAAGAAGCUUGAUGAUGUAGCAGUUCCAUGUAUUGAUGAGGAAGAGGAGAAAGGCGGAUUUGUUUUUUUUAGUGUUGAUGUGCUAAGAAGUCUAUUCUCGAUUGUAUCUUGUCCUGGAUGUAAAAGCGAAGGAGUAAAAAUAAAAGAGAUUCCUAGAAAGAAACAAGGACUCGUUGCUGCAUUUCAAAUGCAAUGCUCAAUUUGUUUGUGGAAACAUGAAUUUCUUUCUAGUAACUAUGCCAAAGAGGAGGGAAAGAAAUCAAAGAACAGCUUUGAGGUCAAUGUAAGAGCAGUCAUGGCAAUGCGAAAUCUUGGCAUUGGUCAUGACGGCCUUGAAAGCUUUUGUAUGCAUAUGAAUAUGCAGCAACCAAUGACAAGAAAUAAUUAUAAUAAAUUGAUUGACUCUCUGCAUACUGUUUAUAUGAAUGAGGCUGAACAAAGUAUGAAAAAUGCAGCUGAACAGGUCAAAGCAAAAGAACAGUCAACAGAUAUUACUGCUAGUUUUGACGGCUCUUGGCAGAAGCCAGGUCAUGCAUCCCUAAAUGGUGUUGUAUCUGCCAUAUCAGUAUUGACUGGCAAAGUCCUGGAUUUUCAGGUAAAGUCAAAAAAAUGUAAAAGCUGUGAAGCUCAUAAAAAUAUGGAUGAAACAAGUUCAAAAUAUUUAGCUUGGAAACUUGAUCAUGGUUUGGUUUGUGGAACUAAUCAUGUUGGAUCAUCAGGGAAAAUGGAAGUUGAUGGAAUAUUAGAGAUGUUUAAAAGAUCUGAGGAAAAACAUGGCCUCAGAUAUAUAUCCUUUGUAGGAGAUGGUGACUCCUCCACAUAUCAAACUGUGUCUAAUCAAAAGCCCUAUGGAGAAGAGGUUACCAUUGUCAAAAAAGAGUGUGUGGGGCAUGUCCAGAAAAGGCUAGGCACUAGACUUAGAAAAUUGAAAACUACCUACACAAAAAGGAAACUGGCUGAUGGGAAAGCUAUUGGUGGAAGGGGUAGAUUGACGGAUAAGAUGAUAGAUACCAUGCAAAAUUAUUAUGGCCUUGCCAUCCGCAAAAAUAAAAAUAACUUGAUUGGCAUGGCCAAUGAGGUCAAAGCAAGUCUUUACCAUCUUGCCUCCUCAGAAGAAACCCCACAGCACCAUUUGUGUCCAAAGGGCAAAGAUUCUUGGUGUGGAUGGCAAAGAGAUUUUGCAAAUGGAACAAAUCAGUAUCAGCACAAGAAAGGCCUACCAAAGGCAGUUAUCGAUGCUGUAAUACCAAUCUAUGAUUCACUAGCUGAUCAUACUCUGCUGUCACGAUGUCUUGACUCUUACACCCAGAACCCGAAUGAGUCAUUGAACAACCUGGUAUGGAAAAGAUGCCCCAAAAAAAUAUACCAGGGAAAGAAGGUUGUGGAACUAUGUACUGCAAGUGCAGUAGCCACUUACAAUGAUGGACUAGCAUCAGUUGCCAGAGUUUUAGGGCAACUUGGAAUAGUGCCUGGCUACCACACUACGAUGGGGAUAUUAAAAAGAAACAAUGCAAGAAUUGCCAUCGCUGGACUACAAUCAACAGAAAAGGGAAAGCUAAGAAGAAAAAAGCUGAGGGCUAUCAAAAAGGGGCUAUGGGACAGAAAUAAAGAAAAAGAGGGGCCAAUUUAUGAAUCUGGGGCCCAUUAGAUUUAAGUAAUUGACAUUUUCCCAAACUCGAACAUUGUUUUGACGUUUUUUUUAAUUUUUCAAAACCGGACAAAUGUCUAUACUUGUGACAAUGAUUUUCUGGCAUCCCUUGACAUAUUGACUUGAAACUUUCAGGAGUUGUCUAUUACAUGUAGCUCUAGAGAAUGAGUGAUUUUAGGGUGCUCAAAGCUCUUACAAAAAACUCUGUGAUCAGAAGAAUUUAUAUGCCCACAACAAAUUUUAGGUACAGUAAUUUGAACCAUUUUUUUCUUUGGCUGUGAGUUGAGUGUGAAGCCUAAAAUCACUCAUUCCCUAGCUCUAUCCAUAUAGAUUUAAUUUGCAAAUUUUGAGCUUGAUGUCUCCACCAUGAAAAAAAAUUUAUUGUUACAAGCAUACAUGACAUUUGCUCUUUUGUUUCUUCCGCCAUUUUGCCUAAUUUGCAUAUUAAAUUAAAGUUAUUAAAUUUUUGCAUUCUUUAGGCCAAAGUUCAUAAAAUUGCAAAAUUUCAAUGAGAUAUUCUUUAGAAUGUAGAAAUUUUCCCAGUUGGGGGUGUACUAC
Messenger RNA from Rhopilema esculentum, 2803 nucleotides. RefSeq lists its product as uncharacterized. The record is from RefSeq and is a predicted model, not a curated record. NCBI's taxonomy places the organism in Eukaryota, Metazoa, Cnidaria, Scyphozoa, Rhizostomeae, Rhizostomatidae.